CGUCCCUCAGUAGGGAUUAACGCUUGGGUCCGAGUAAGCGUGCUAUGCAGUGCAGUUAAUCAGAUUAUUAAUCCCUUCAUUAAGCCUCUUGAGUAGCUCCCGUUGCCGCGCGGGGUACCUUGUGCUCGGUGCUGAUUGGAACGAGUUUUUCGGUUUCGUUCUUCAUUGUGAAAUAAGUAAAAUUGACGUCCUAUUAUUUGAAUUCCAAGGAGGAUUCCUUCUUGCGCGCAAGCGCAUUUUGGCAGAACGCAAGAUCUAACGAAAGUUUGGAGAAUGGGGCGACACGGGGUGCUGGUGCUGGUGCUGCUGAGCCUGGGCUUGGCCUCGGGGACGCGACUCUGCCAGUGGGAGCGGGUCGCCGACGACGUCCGGCUCGUGCCCAAGGGCUACGCCCUCGACGUGGACCCUUUCCCGGGCGACGGGGUCUUCAAGGGCCGCGUGCGGGUCCUCAUGGUCGCCUGCACCGAGGCCAUCAACGCCGUCAAGCUGGACAUCGAUCCCGCCGUCAACAUCCUCAAGCAGAACGUCAAGAUCCGCCCUCGCCAAUUCGACGGCAAGGUCCCCGAUCACAAGGAUCUCGUCGAGCCCGACCAGUGGACCGACACAGGGAAUCUGACAGUGACGUCUGUUGAGGUGAAGGAAAACGAAAAACAAUGCGUUAUAACGUUGAGCGGUAAUUUAAAGAAGGGCGAACACUACGAAUUGUUCAUACAAUUUGAGGGAGUUCUCGGGACGGACCCAUCGGCUGGAUUCUAUCAAACAACUUACUUGGAUCAAAAUUCCGGAGAAAAAAGAUGGCUCGUCAUUAUGAAUCUCUUGGAUGGAAAGGCGCCGCAAGUUUUCCCGUGCUUCAACAGGCCUGAGUUCAAAACUUACUUCUUACUCAGCGUUGCCCACAAAUCUGAAUUCCAUGUUCUCUCGUCUGAACCUGUGAGUCAUUCAAAAUUAGGCUCAGAGGGUGCAUGGGUGCGGGAUUAUUUCAUGAAAAUCCCAAGCAUGAGCGUCGGAUCAUUGACAAUAUUUGAGUCCGAUUUCACACAACCGAACAAUUAUCGCCAGUAUAGCAAUCCAGAUGGUGCCAACGACCGUGCACGCGUAGGGAUUUGGGGUCGCGGUGACUUCGUGUCUGCCCUCACCCAAAGCCAGUCUCUAGCCCCCAAAGUUCUCAGCUCGCUGGAGGCUUACCUCUCUUACCCGUAUCCUUUACCGGAAUUAAAUCUUGUCGCUUUGCCCGGCUAUAUCUCCGACAAACCCAUCGACGGUUAUGGACUACAACUCUUCAAGGAGAGUGACCUGAUGAACGGCGACAGUUUCUGGCUUGCUUACCGGUUAGCAAAAGCGAUGGCCUCUCAGUGGUUGGUUCAUCUGUCAACACCAGUAAAUGCGACCUCAGUUGGUCCUGCAUUGGCUAAUUUUAUGGCUCUUAAUGUAGCAAUGCAGUUGGAGCAGCCUGUCUUCAAUUCAUAUUUAAGUAACCUGCAAAGUCUUCUGAUCGAAUACAGCAAACCGGUUCCUUACUCGAUGGUUCCUCUUCAGAAAGAUAACAUUGUGGCUUUUAAAACUCAACUUGUUUUUCAUAUGUUGGAGCAUUGUCUGGGGACAGAGACCUUCAAAAAAAGCAUUCAUAACUUCAUGAAAAAGAGAGAAUUCAAGGUGUACACGGACGAUGAUCUGUGGAGUGCUAUGACCGAACAGGCCCUUGCCGACAAAAGACUCUUACCUGGGAUUCAGCCAAAAUCCGUCAAACAAAUCGUGGAAUCGUGGAUCGUCAAGGAUCGACUUCCGUUGGUCACCGUAACUCGUCACUACAAUAAAUCGGUGACAAUUACUCAGGAACCAUUCUUAAGGUCUGUGGAUUUGCUGCCUCCAUCAAACGAAACCGACAAACCUGAUCUGUGGUGGAUUCCAAUCGUUAUUGUCUCAGAAGACAAAGUCAAGGAAUAUGAAAAUAUCUCGAAAAUCAUGUCUUGGUUGGAACCUGUACCGCAGCAACAAAUAUCGAUAAAGAAUAAAAAUUUUGGAAUGGAUCAUUACUUAUUAUUUAAUCCGGGUAGUAUCGGGCCGUUUGUCGUCAACUAUGAUAACCAUAAUUGGUUUUUGCUGUCUCAAAAAGUCGGGACCUUACCGGAGAAAAUCAGGAUUCAGUUGCUCCACGAUUCAAUGAAACUUGCACUGAGCAGUAAGCUAAGCUACAUCACAGCAUUGAACAUGACCUUAUUCCUGCGCUACGAGCAGGCCCCGGCAGUGUGGAAGACUUUCUACCCUUUGGCAGACCAAUUCCGCAAACUCCUCGAUGGAACAGAAGCCGCUAAACCUUUCGAUUUGUACCUAAGAGGUUUAAUCACGCCGGUUUACGAUGCAUUGGGCGAUGAGGGAAGUGAAUCCUCGUGGAAGCAGGAGUUCAGGUCACAAACGAAGCACUUGCUCUGGCAAGCAGGUUUUGAUCCAUCCAUCAUUGAGGCCAACGACUCGUACAACCUUUGGAUGUCUGCGCCAGAUCCAGACUCUGGAAUGUUGGUGUCGAGAAGUUACCUGUGCUCUGUCUUCUUGUGGGGCUCUCAGAAACAGUGGGAAUUUGGCCUUGAGCGUGUUCUGAACUUCCCAGCAAACCGAUCGCAGUCUGAACGAGAUUUCCUGUUUAGAACUCUCGCAGGAUGUCCUCAAGAUCCCGUCAGAAUUCGCAAGAUCCUGAAUAUAACGCUGCUUCAGAAUUCCUCAGUUUUCAGCGAGAGCGAUAAAUUUAAAAUGAUUAACUCCAUUGCUAGUUCCAGCAUUGGAUACACGACGAUGUUUGAAUUUUUGAAGGAAAAUUGGAAUGCACUCAAAGAGAGCCUCUCCAAAAACAUGUGGAACCUGUACGUUCAGCUAGCCCUGGGACAGUUCAAAAGUGAAGCAGGGUUAUCCAAGGUGACAAGGUUGGUCGAGGAGAGGAAGGGUCAGUUCGGAGCAGCGGAGACGGACGCGACAGCUUCGAUAGAGAAGAUCAAGAAAGAAAUCAAAUGGGGAGCCAUGAACCUGAACGCCAUCAAGCUCUGGUUGAACACGACCCUCGACGAAAAAUGGACCGCCCGUAGAUUCACGUUCAACGACAGUCAGUCCGACAGUGUCAGCCAUAGUGGCCCUACAAAGAUGAUUGCAGUGCGGGGAAUUGACGAAGAGAGACAACACUAGACGGCAAUAAGUUUUGAGGAGACCAUUUCUAGCACUUGAUGAUAGUGCGAGAGGAUGCUCUAGUUGUUAUGGAGUAUCAUCAUAAGUCAUAAAAUGCAAGUAACUACACAUAUUCACGGAUGUUUCAUCGAAUGAUUGUAAGGAGGGAUAAAAAUAUGGAUAAGUUGUUCUGAAUACUAAUCUAGAAAUUAAAUUCUGUGCCUAGGUAUCUCUGAGGGUUAAGGUUAUUCGCUAGAAAGUUAAAUUCAUUCGGUAUCCUUCAAUGUACGUCUUUGUUCAUCUUGUUUUGUCGGAAUCAUUAAUAUGUAUUGCAAUUAUUUUGACAUGAAAUCAUAUUAAUAUCAUACAGACUCUGCGUUAUUCAUUCACAGUCAUUUGCAUUUUUCAUCGCGUUCGAUAGUGAAUUUUUUCUUAUUCAUGCAAAAAAUUUUAAUUAUCAGAUACCUAGCUAAAAUCUUGACUAAUUGUAAGCUUAGUAGCAGAGGCUCGAUAAUUAUUUCUGAUACUGCAAACAAAAUUCAUUUGUAAAAGUUAUUUUGUAAUUAUGUAAAACCGUCCAUUGAUAGGUAUUUUUUCAUUCCUCCUUUUGUUUUAAUUUUUUUUUUAAUCAAUUUAAUUGGUUUUGCCUGAAUACAAAAUACGAAACAGCGGUAUAGGUGCUGGUUGAGUGGGUUUUGAGGAAUGUAACAGAAAGACUUAGAUCACACUUGGUUUCUUUCCCAUAGCGACAGACUUAAAAAAUUGAAAAAAAUUGUAUUCUAAAAUUUUCCUUGCAUUGCAAUUGCCCAUUUUCCAUCUCAGAGUUUGUUAUUGGUAUUUAUUGACCAAAAGAUGCAAUGCAUUGAAAUUUCAUUUGAAAAAAAAAAAAAAUUAAAAUAACGUAAAAAAUUGUAACUUUAUCUUAAUAUUUUCGAUCCAAAUCCUGCUUCAGCUCUGGAUUUUGUAUUUUCCUGUAUUUUUUUGUUAUAUGAUAAAUCCUGAUCCACUUCUGCAAAAAUUCCACCCUUCCUAUCAUUCCCUCUUUCGCUUCAUAUUUGUGCUAUGAUUAGAGUUUAGUUUGACUGAUAUUCAAAUCACAUCCCACAAUUUGUGUCUCCUCUAGUUAAAUCAGAACUCAAUAAAUUUAAACUUUAAUUUUCUA
Bemisia tabaci is the source of this 4312-nucleotide messenger RNA. RefSeq names its product endoplasmic reticulum aminopeptidase 2. The record is from RefSeq and is a predicted model, not a curated record. Gene Ontology annotation, molecular function: zinc ion binding; metallopeptidase activity. Gene Ontology annotation, cellular component: cytoplasm; membrane. NCBI's taxonomy places the organism in Eukaryota, Metazoa, Arthropoda, Insecta, Hemiptera, Aleyrodidae.